AAUGGUGGGGGCGGAGGGGCCGGCCGGUCCUCGUGCAAGGUGGGAUCCCUUGGAGUUCCCCAGCCCAGCUGCUGCCGCACCCCUAGCUGAGCCUGCGGAUAGCGAGGGCGGCUCCCUUAUCUGCCUCCGCACCCACAGCGAGAGUUGAGGUCUGGAGUCCCCCCUCCUGCUCUCUUCCGCUGGGUGAGCCCCGACCACGCAGACCUCCCUGCCUCUCAGAAGCAGUAAGCGCGGGGCGGGACCGGACCAGUGGACUUGAGGGGAACGUCCUGCCGGCAUCGCACCCCUCCGCAGACUGCCUCAUGGGCCGAACUGUGGUUGUGCUGGGCGGAGGCAUCAGCGGCUUGGCUGCCAGCUACCACCUGAGCCGGGCGUCGCGUCCCCCGAAGGUGGUCCUGGUGGAGGGCAGCGAGCGUCUGGGAGGCUGGAUCCGGUCCGUCCGAGGGCCGGGUGGAGCUAUCUUUGAACUUGGACCUCGAGGAAUCCGGCCCGCGGGAGCCCUGGGAGCCCGGACCCUGCUUUUGGUGUCUGAGCUCGGCCUGGAUUCCGAAGUGCUGCCGGUCCGGGGAGACCACCCAGCUGCCCGCAACAGGUUCCUGUACGUGGGCGGCGCCCUGCACGCCCUGCCCUCUGGCCUCAGGGGUCUUCUCCGCCCUUCACCCCCCUUUUCCAAACCUCUGUUUUGGGCUGGUCUGAGGGAACUGACCACCCCACGAGGCAAAGGCCCUGAUGAGACCGUCCACAGUUUUGCCGAGCGCCGCCUUGGACCCGAGGUGGCGUCUCUAGCCAUGGACAGUCUCUGCCGUGGAGUGUUUGCAGGCAACAGCCAGGAGCUCAGCAUCAGGUCCUGCUUUCCCAGUCUCUUCCAGGCUGAGCAGACCCACCGUUCCAUAUUACUGGGGCUGCUGCUGGGGGCAGGCGGGCACCCACAGCCAGACUCAGCACUCAUUCGCCAGGCCCGAGCUGAACGCUGGAGCCAGUGGUCACUCCGAGGAGGCCUGGAGACAUUGCCUCAAGCUCUUGACACCUACCUCACUAGUAGGGGGGUCAGUGUUCUCAGAGGCCAGCCAGUCUGUGGGCUUAGACUCCAGGCAGGAGGGCGCUGGAAGGUGUCUCUAGAGAGCAGCAGCCUGGAGGCCGACCAUGUUAUCAGUGCCCUUCCAGCCUCAGUGCUCAGCAAGCUGCUCCCUGCUGAGGCUGCACCUCUGGCUCAGGCCCUGAGUACUAUCACUGCUGUGUCUGUGGCUGUGGUGAAUUUGCAAUACCGAGGAGCUCGUCUGCCUGUUCAGGGAUUUGGACAUCUGGUGCCAUCCUCGGAAGAUCCAGGUGUCCUGGGAAUUGUGUAUGACUCAGUUGCUUUCCCUGAGCAGGAUGGGAGCCCCCCUGGCCUCAGAGUAACUGUGAUGCUUGGAGGUUCUUGGCUACAGUCCCUAGAAACCAGGGGCUCUGUCUUAUCUCAGGAGCUGUUCCAACAGCAGGCACAGAAAGCAGCUGCCACACAACUAGGACUGAAGGAACCGAGUCACUGCUUGGUCCAUCUGCACAAAAACUGCAUCCCCCAAUAUACACUUGGCCACUGGCAAAAACUGGAGUCAGCGACCCAAUUCCUGGCUGCUCAGAGACUGCCCCUGACUCUGGCUGGGGCCUCCUAUGAGGGGGUUGCAGUCAAUGACUGUAUAGAGAGUGGGCGCCAGGCAGCAGUCCGGGCCCUGGGCACAGAGCCUAACUGUUGAUCCCCAACUCCUACCUCUUCCUGCCCUUGCUGGCAGGGAUUCUCGUGCCCUGGAAAAUAAACAUGACUGG
Molecule: messenger RNA, 1803 nt
Organism: Condylura cristata (star-nosed mole)
Lineage: Eukaryota; Metazoa; Chordata; Mammalia; Eulipotyphla; Talpidae
Gene: PPOX
Product: protoporphyrinogen oxidase
Exons: 12
Coding region: 303-1733 (476 amino acids)
Biological process (GO): heme biosynthetic process
Cellular component (GO): mitochondrial inner membrane
Molecular function (GO): protoporphyrinogen oxidase activity, oxygen as acceptor
Source: RefSeq, a predicted model, not a curated record